GUGCGGCGUCCCACUUCUUCCCGCAAGUGUCUUCCCUCAUUUGCAAGAUAGGUAUUCGUCACAUCGACCUUCGAUGGAAGUAUGAGGGUUAUAUUCGAUUGUUGCACCUCUGUGCUGAAAUCUGUCGCUGACUGGCGAAAGGCCUCCGGUCUCAAUACCAGCAGAGAAGGGACAAAUUCAUAGAUUGUUUACAGGAAGAGUUCAAUGUUUGCAAAACUAAUGGUGUACAAGGGUACCGCGAAAAGGUGCAUUGUUUACGAGGCUUCCUUGAAACCUGGGAACAUUAUUCUCAACGAAAAAGCCCACUAUGUUCAGAUCCGUGCCUUUUCAUUUGUACCCCCGACUGGUCGCAUGUUUCUUUGGCUAUCUGCUAACGGGAAUCAAGGCGAUUGAUACCGAGCUUUGGCCCAAAGCUCGAGAUCGACCUCCAGGCACCACCCAUUAUUCGGCAAAAUAGUCGCUCUCGAGAUGAUCUCGAGAUGAAGCUGUUCACCGCAUUCGCAGAAGCAGGCUUGGUUCUCGGUCCAGCAGCCCCGAGAGAGAACACGACCCGUAAGCAUGGAUACUUCCGAGUCAGUUACAGUAAAUGUACCAUAAGACCAGAUGAAGCAGUUCGUCGAGAUCCUUUCCUCGGUGCUGGGAGAUUUCGUGGAGAACAAGUCCGUCAUCGUUGCGUAAACGCUCCUGUAUCAUGAUAUGUCCAGUUGUCGGGUGCUUCACUUUGUCCAGUCAUAGUCGAGAAAUGCCAUGUGUUCAAUGAGUGACUGCAACGUGCCCUCAAGACAGCCUGCGGUCGACCUCGUUUCGCCCUUCGUUAACAUGCAACACAUGUCGAGACAUUUUACCAACUUGACUUCAUCCCAUGUCCACCCAACCGGACAGCGUCCCCUUGCGAACCAAAUUAUUGUUCAUCGCAGAAUUGGCUGAAGGAGCCGAGCGAUACGAUGAUGUAAUCGUACAAAUCAAAACAAUCAUCAAGAAAUUCGGCCCUCGACUAACGAACGAUGAACGAAACUUUUUGUCUGUGGCUUAUAAGAACUUAACCAACACCCUCCGAAACAGUUGGCGUACAGUUGAUACUGUUGGAAAGCUCGAAGCGUCUCGGCCGACAGUGGUGGCAAGAAAGGUUAUGUUGAUACAGAAGCAGCGGGUGAAAAUCGAAAAAGAACUUUCUGACGUCUGUAAAGACAUUGUGCAUCUUUUGGACUCCAAGCUCUUACCUGCGGUUGAGAAAGGAGAGGAACGAGUGUUUUAUUCGAAGAUGAAGGGCGAUUACUAUCGUUAUUUAGCUGAAUUUAGCCGACCAGAGGAUUUCGAGCAUUACGCGAAAGAAUCCUUGGAUGCGUAUAGAUCAGCCUAUCGGCACGCGUUGGUGACUUUGGAGCCGAUACAUCCAACAAGGCUGGGACUGGCGCUUAACUUUGCGGUCUUCUAUCACGACGUGAAGAAGAGCCCUGAUCGCGCCUGCCACCUAGCGAAAAGUGCGUUUGAUGACGCUGUGCUGUCCCCGCAAGCAUCCGACCCCGGCUUGGCACAAACGAUCCGGGAGGCACUUCAAAUACUCCAACUCUUGAAGGACGAUCUGAUAGCAUGGUCGAAGGAAAUUCCGGACGACGGUGAACGGUACAAUUAAUCACUGUUGUUGUUCAAAAACGAUGCCCGGAGCAUCUUUUGCAAAUGUUGCUGCGACUAACAUAGGGAAGACGAGCGUAGCAUCGCCAUGUAUCUAAUAUUUGGAUGAGUACAUUGUUGUACGAUGAGGUAUGGGUGUUACCUUCACGGAUUCCGCUC
This is a messenger RNA of Marasmius oreades (fairy-ring Marasmius), 1791 nucleotides long. RefSeq lists its product as uncharacterized. Gene Ontology annotation, cellular component: cytoplasm. Gene Ontology annotation, biological process: signal transduction. The transcript is spliced from 8 exons. The coding region runs from base 863 to 1633 and encodes 256 amino acids. The record is from RefSeq and is a predicted model, not a curated record. NCBI's taxonomy places the organism in Eukaryota, Fungi, Basidiomycota, Agaricomycetes, Agaricales, Marasmiaceae.